Messenger RNA from Cannabis sativa, 686 nucleotides. RefSeq names its product auxin-responsive protein SAUR32-like. Bases 137 to 538 code for a protein of 133 amino acids. The record is from RefSeq and is a predicted model, not a curated record. NCBI's taxonomy places the organism in Eukaryota, Viridiplantae, Streptophyta, Magnoliopsida, Rosales, Cannabaceae. The transcript has a single exon. Gene Ontology annotation, biological process: response to auxin.
CAAAUUUUUCUUGUAACACAACACCUAGCUAAUUAAUCAUCCAAACACAAAACAAGAACAAAAACCUAUUCCUACUCCUCUAGCUACUUGUAUUAAAUCAAAUAAUCUUUGUUUGGUUAUUUUUUUUCUUUCAAAAAUGACAAUUUCUAGUGAGAAAUUAGAAAAUACCAACAAUAUUUUCCAUCUCAAUAUUCCCCACAUUCAUUUCCAUAAUCAUAAUAAUGAUCAUGAAAUUGGGAAUAAAGAUAUCCCAAAAGGGUGUUUGGCUGUAAUGGUUGGAGAAGAAGAGGAACAAAGAGAAAGGUUUGUUAUUCCUGUUAUUUACAUAAACCACCCUCUCUUUAUUAAACUUCUUAAAGAGGCUGAAGAAGAGUAUGGCUUUGAUCAAAAGGGUCCAAUUGUCAUUCCUUGCCACGUGGACCAAUUCAGAACCGUUCAAACCAUCAUUGAUCAAGAAAAUAAUUCUCUCAAUCAACACCAUCAUCAUCACCAUCAUCAUCACCACCAUCAUAAUCAUGUUUGGUGUUUUAGGGUUUGAUUUUUAUUAAAUUUCUCAUGUAAUUAAUUGAUUGAAUUUGUUUUUAUUUUUUUUGGAUCAAAAGACAAAAUUGUGUGUUGAUUUGAAAUUAUUAAUAUUAUUAUUGUACAAUUUUAUUACUUAAUUGUGUGUUUGUGUUUGGUUUUGA